AAAACGACAGCCAGACAACUCCGUCCGAAUAUAAUAAGUUAAAAUAACAACACAACGGAACUCGGGGCUUCUUUUCCGAGUUUUCCCUUCUCCCCCAACUCGGAAACAGAGGAACAAGCCAACAGAUUAUAAGGAAAGAGAGAGAGAGAAUCAGAGAAUCCCACCCACAGCUCAGCGACAGAGAGACGCAGGCAGGCGAGGCCACCCCCUGCCUUCUCUUCUCCGCCUGGCUCUCUCUCUCUCUCUCUCUCUCUCUGGCUGCUCAAUUCCUUUCACCGCCAUUCCUCUGUUUCCCUCAUUCUGAAUCUCUGUUCACUUCUACCCACAGAUCCAGCUGAUUUAUCCUCAAGUGUGAAGCUUUCGACACUGGUUGGAGGGGGUUUCCGCUUUUCCCCACUUUCCUGGUUAUUGUAUCCCUGCCUGUUUACGGCAGGCGUCGUCAUCAUCACAUCCGACCUUCGUGGACAAAGAAGAGCAUAUUUCUAGGGCUUUGACAGCAAAGUUCGGGACUUUUGACUUUUCAAGUUCCAGAAUUCUAGCUGGUCUCGGUUGUUAUAAUACUGAGACCCGAGCUGGAAAUUAAGCCCCGGAAAUUUUGGUGAGUUUUGAGAGGGAUUCAUAAUUGGCAUCUCUUGGUGGGGUUUUGGAAUGGCUGUUGCUGAAGGCAACACCUUCAACUUCUUCAACGCUGAGCCAUCCAAGCAACCCUGCAAUUGCUACAUUGUUUCAAACUUAUCUGAACCCAUUUUGGAGACGGAGCAGACCUCAAGCUUGACAGAAAAGUACGUUCUUGGGGAGCAAUUGGGCUGGGGACAAUUUGGUGUCAUUAGAGUCUGCACAGAGAAGUCUACAGGGGAGCUGUUCGCCUGCAAAUCAAUCGCCAAGGAUAGAUUGGUGACAUCAGAUGACACGAGAAGUGUCAAGCUUGAGAUCGAGAUAAUGACCAAGUUAUCUGGUCAUCCAAAUGUUGUUCAUCUCAAGGCAGUUUAUGAAGAUGAAGAUUACAUCCACUUGGUGAUGGAACUUUGUGUUGGUGGGGAGCUUUUUCAUCUGUUAGAGAAGCAUGGACGGUUCUGUGAGUCCGAAGCUAAAGUUCUUUUCCGAGAUCUAAUGCAAGUGGUAUUGCAUUGCCAUGAAAUUGGAGUUGUUCAUAGAGAUCUGAAACCAGAGAACAUCCUCUUGGCAACAAAUUCCUCUUCUUCACAGAUUAAACUGGCUGAUUUCGGUCUUGCAACAUAUGUCCAGCCUGCAGGUCAGAAUCUGAAAGGAACAGUUGGAAGCCCAUUUUACAUAGCUCCAGAGGUGCUCUCAGGAGGAUAUAAUCAGAGUGCUGAUAUAUGGAGUGCCGGGGUUAUCCUCUACAUUCUUCUCAGUGGGAUGCCCCCUUUCUGGGGCAAGACUAAGUCACAGAUUUUUCACGCUGUUAGGGCGGCAGAUCUUCGGUUCCCUUCUAAUCCUUGGGAUAGAGUUGCCAAAUCGGCGAGAGAAUUAGUUAAGGGGAUGUUGUGCGUGGAUCCCGUGCAGAGACUGACUGGUCAGCAGGUGUUAGGUGCGGUUAUAAUGGUCAUGUGUUUCUGCUGAAAUUUGAAUGUUUUGUGAGUCUUGAGCUGAGUAUUUGAUCACACAGUUCUUUAUUUUGGUAGAUCACCCGUGGAUGAAUGACCAAAGACCGAGCCUCGAAGAUACAUGUCAGCACGCGAAAGAAAGUUGUGGAGAGUUGAGUUUGGGUUGCACUUCAUUCUCGAGGAUGAUAACGAGGAAUCAGGACAUCAGCUUUGGCACAGGAUCACAUAUUAUAUGUGAGGAGGUUCAGUCACCGACUUCAAUGAGUAGGUCAUCGUUCUCUUCUAUGGUAGCACAACCAUCUACACCUUGCAUUCUAUCAGGUGGAUUUUCAUUUCGAAGCGAUGGUGAGUCUGCACCUUUGGAGUUUGCUUCACCUAUGUCCUCGAUGCCAAGCUUUGCAUUCUUCAGUCCCGACCCCACGAUCAAACACCAAGGAAGCAACAGUUGCAGAGGAGAUGCAGUGCUUGCACAGACCGAGUCUUCUUCUUUAUUUGAAGCUGGAGGAGCUUCAGAACAGCACAGGAUAUCGUCCGAGUUUAAGCGUGCAGGGGGGACAAUUGGGCCGAGGGUGCUGGGAAUGCACAGCAAGAGGUACCGGACUAUUGGUCUUGGGGAGCGUGAGCAGCUUGAUCUAAUGGUAACCGAAUCGGUGAUCCGCUGGGCAUCCUGCACGAAUCUUCCUACUGCAUCAUCUCUCAGGUCGUCCCUCGUGUGCUGAAAGCGAGUAGCUGCGCUGACGCCUGCUGACAGUACUAAAAACCCACAUAUGGAGUGCUCGCCUCCGCAAAAAAACUUAUGUAAGCAUCCGUGAGAAUUGUAGCAUCUAAUGUAUCAUCUUUCAUAGCGGGGAGUCUGAGAGAGUGUUAUGUGUCAUGCAUUUCUUGCCUGGGCGAGGUUAUGUUGCAGCCAUGAGAAGCCCUCCUAGUUCAGGGUGGUGUGCCAAAUAAUGUUUGUCCCAUGGAAGUUCAUGUUCAGUUGAGUUUAGGGUAAGGGUGAGUGGAGGUGUUUCAUGGUUUGGCCUUGUGUAUAGAUUCUGCAUCUUUUUGUUGGAAUGGAGUUGUGUGUUACUAUCAAGGCUAGAGGAGCAUCUUCUUUUGUGGAUUUCCAAACCUUUUCUUUCAAACGGCUAGUUGUGUGGUCCACUGACCCUUAAAUUGCUAUACCCUUUCUUCAAAGGGCAGGGAACAGCCAGGGUCAAAUGGAAUUGGGAUAUAGCCCAGGAGGUCGGGGGAAAUGGAGAUGUUGGGAGGAAUUGUUGUCUAUUUGCUUUGUGGGGCAAGGACUAAAGAAUGAAAGCUAGA
Linum tenue is the source of this 2867-nucleotide messenger RNA. The record is from the annotation of a GenBank genome assembly. NCBI's taxonomy places the organism in Eukaryota, Viridiplantae, Streptophyta, Magnoliopsida, Malpighiales, Linaceae.